AUGUAUAAGAUCUUCACCAAAGUGCGCAUAACUUUCAGUGAUAUCAGCAGCUCUCCAUUCCAUCAUCACAACUAUCGUCUAGAUUAUUGUAUGCUCAAAAAGAUCGUGGUUUUGGGUCCGAGGAGCAUCUAUCCAUCCAAUCCUCCAUCUCGCUUCGGCCACAAAUCUUGCAAGUGA
This is a messenger RNA of Sclerotinia sclerotiorum 1980 UF-70, 177 nucleotides long. RefSeq lists its product with no specific name. Lineage: Eukaryota; Fungi; Ascomycota; Leotiomycetes; Helotiales; Sclerotiniaceae. Bases 1 to 177 code for a protein of 58 amino acids. The record is from RefSeq and is a predicted model, not a curated record. The transcript is spliced from 2 exons.